This is a messenger RNA of Musa acuminata AAA Group (dessert banana), 6160 nucleotides long. Its product is annotated as guanine nucleotide exchange factor SPIKE 1. The transcript has 31 exons. The coding region runs from base 358 to 5889 and encodes 1843 amino acids. The record is from RefSeq and is a predicted model, not a curated record. Gene Ontology annotation, biological process: positive regulation of GTPase activity; small GTPase-mediated signal transduction. Gene Ontology annotation, molecular function: guanyl-nucleotide exchange factor activity. Lineage: Eukaryota; Viridiplantae; Streptophyta; Magnoliopsida; Zingiberales; Musaceae.
AGCAGCUGCUGCUACUCGUAGGCAAUUAUUAUUGUAAUUGGUGUCGUUCGCAACAGUGCACACAAAAAGCUUCGGGUUUCGACGAAUUGGAAAGCGAUGCAAAAAUAGGGUUCCCAAUCCACCUUCCUUAUAUUUUCUUUUUCUCUCCCACAGUACACCUGCCUGCCUCUCUUCCUCCCCGGUACCAAACCCAAACCCAAACCCAACCCCUCCCCCUCGCCCUCUCCCUCCCCCUCUGGCAUUGCUGUCCGGGAGGUCGAUUCGGGUUCCUAGGGUUCGGGGAACCUCCGCGGUGAAGUUCCUGCGGCCGGAUCUGCGGUUCUUGGAUGCCCUAGCGGGAUCUCGCUUGCCGUGGCGAUGGAAGAUUAUACAUCAAGCAAUGGCCAUCGUUUUAAAAGGAUACCACGCCCACUGUUUGCUGCUAAUCCAGAGCUGGAACCUUUGAUAAAUGAAAACAUGGACCAGUGGCCACAUUUGAAUGAGUUGGUACAGUGCUAUAAGGCUGAUUGGGUGGUGGAUGAAAACAAGUAUGGACAUUAUGAAGGCAUUGGAACACCAUCUUUUCAAAGUCAGAUCUUUGAAGGGCCUGAUACAGAUAUAGAAACUGAAAUACGUCUUGCUAGUGCAAGGCUUUCUAAGACUGAAGAUGCUACAGAUGAUGAUGUUCCCAGUACGUCAGGCAGGCAACUACCUGAAACUGGCUUAUAUAAGUCAUCCUCCAAAACCCAAGACAUGCAUUUUGGUGAGUCUCCACUGCCGGCAUAUGAGCCAGCUUUUGACUGGGAAAAUGAAAGGUCACUGAUUUUUGGUCAAAGAACUCCUGAAACUCUUCCAACACAUAGCAGUGGAUUGAAGAUAACUGUGAAGGUGUUGUCAUUGUCAUUUCAAGCUGGAUUGGUUGAGCCUUUCUAUGGAACAAUUUGCUUAUAUAACAGAGAUAGGAGAGAAAAGUUGUCGGAGGACUUCCACUUUUGUGUUUUACCUACCGAAGGGCAGGAUGUUAAUGCUUCUUUGAUACGUCGGGCUGUUUUCUCCUUGGAUGCUCCAUCAGCAUCUGUUUGCCUUCUCAUCCAACUUGAGAAACCUGCUACAGAGGAAGGGGGGGUUACAGCAUCUGUUUAUUCUCGCAAGGAACCUGUUCACAUGGCAGAAAGAGAAAAGCAGAAGCUCCAAGUUUGGUCUCGUAUCAUGCCUUACAGACAAUCGUUUGCAUGGACCAUUGUUCCACUGUUUGAAAACAACAAUGUUGCUGCUGCUGGUGGUGCUGCCUCUCCUAGUAGUCCUCUUGCUCCCAGUGUAUCUGGGUCAAGCUCUCAAGAUAGUGUUGCAGAGCAUGUUUCAAAAAUGACUUUGGAUGGCAAAUUGCCCCACUAUUCAAGUGGGAGCUCAGUUAUUGUAGAGAUAUCAAACAUAAAUAAGGUUAAAGAGAGCUAUACAGAGGAUUUAUUUCAGGACCCUAAGAGAAAGGUACAUAAGCCUGUGAAAGGUGUAUUGAGAUUGGAGGUUGAAAAGCUUCAUGCAAACUCUGUUGAUAUUGAUAAUAUCUCUGAAGGAGGAAGUAUGAUUAUUGACUCAAAUGAGGCUGAAACUUCUUUUGGAAAGCAUCACGUCAAUGGUCUGGAUGGAUCUAGGAGUAGUCAUUCGAAGUUCAUUGGCAUUGACCGGAAAGACAUUCGUGUUAAUGCUUUAACACCGGUGGGAGAAGAUCAUCCUGACUCUUCUGGUGAUGAUUUUCAAGCUUUUGAUUUUCGGAUGAUGACUAGAAAUGAACCAUUCUUGCAACUUUUCCAUUGUCUACACGUGUAUCCCUUGACUGUUAACUUGAGCCGCAAAAGAAAUUUGUUUAUAAAAGUCGAGAUGAGAAAGGAUGAUGCUGACAUACGAAAGCAGCCAUUAGAGGCUGUGUAUCCCAACGACUUAGGUCCAACUCUUCAAAAAUGUGCUCAUACACAAAUUGCAGUUGGUGCUAGGAUGGCCUGUUAUCAUGAUGAGAUAAAAAUUUGUCUCCCUGCUCUUUUGACAACCCAGCAUCAUCUUCUGUUCACUUUUUUUCAUGUUGAUCUUCAAACAAAACUUGAAGCUCCCAAGCCUGUAAUUAUUGGAUAUGCUGUACUUCCAUUGUCCACACACAUUCAGCUGUUGUCUGAUGUAUCUUUACCUAUUUUGAGAGAGCUAGUUCCUCAUUAUCUCCAAGAUAGUAGCAAGGAGAGACUGGACUUUCUAGAGGAUGGGAAAAAUGUCUUCAGAUUACGUUUAAGGCUGUGCUCCUCUUUGAUUCCCGUCAAUGAACGAAUUCGUGACUUUUUUCUCGAGUAUGAUCGGCAUAAUCUUCGGACAAGUCCACCUUGGGGAUCUGAGCUUCUUGAGGCGAUUAACAGCUUGAAGAAUGUUGAGUCUACCGCCUUACUGCAGUUUCUCCAACCAAUACUCAACUUGCUCCUUCAUCUUAUUGGUGAUGGCGGGGAAACCCUGCAGGUUGCAGCAUUUCGGGCUAUGGUCAAUAUUUUGACCAGGGUACAACAAGAGUCAUCUGAUGGGGCUGACAGAAAUCGUUUUCUAGUUAAAUAUGUUGACUAUGCUUUUGAUGACUUUGGCGGUAGGCAAGCACCUGUAUACCCUGGUUUAUCUACAGUGUGGGGCAGCUUGGCACGUAGUAAGGCCAAGGGAUAUAGAGUCGGGCCUGUUUAUGAUGAUGUCUUGGCAAUGGCAUGGUUUUUUUUGGAGUUGAUUGUAAAGUCAAUGGCAUUAGAACAAAAUCGUCUCUUUUACCACAGUCUUCCUUCAGGUGAAGACAUUCCACCAUUGCAGUUAAAGGAAGGUGUAUUCCGAUGUAUCAUGCAGCUUUAUGAUUGCCUUCUAACAGAGGUUCAUGAACGGUGCAAGAAGGGUUUAAGCUUAGCUAAACGCUUGAAUAGUAGUCUGGCUUUCUUUUGUUAUGAUCUGUUGUCGAUCAUUGAGCCACGCCAAGUUUUUGAACUGGUUUCAUUGUAUAUGGACAAGUUUGCUGGGGUUUGCCAAUCAGUUUUGCAUGAUUGCAAACUGACCUUCUUGCAAAUAAUAUGUGAUCAUGAUCUCUUUGUGGAAAUGCCUGGGAGAGAUCCUUCAGAUAGAAAUUAUCUCUCAUCCGUUUUAAUUCAGGAAAUAUUCCUCACCUUGGAUCACGAUGAUUUAUCACAACGGGCAAAGGCAGCUCGCAUCUUGGUGGUCCUAAUGUGCAAGCAUGAGUUUGAUUCUCGUUACCAAAAAAGUGAGGAUAAGUUGUAUAUAGCUCAGUUAUAUUUCCCACUAAUUGGUCAGAUACUAGAUGAGAUGCCCGUGUUCUAUAAUUUAAAUGCUGUUGAAAAACGUGAGGUCUUAAUUGUCAUUUUGCAAAUUGUAAGGAAUUUGGAUGAUCCAUCACUUGUUAAAGCAUGGCAACAGAGUAUUGCUCGAACCAGAUUAUUUUUCAAACUCCUUGAAGAAUGUCUUUUGCACUUUGAGCAUAAGAAGCCAGCAGACAGCUUGCUUUUGGGAUGUAGUUCACGCAGCCCUGACAACGAAGGACAUGCUUCUCCAAAGUACUCUGAUCGUCUUUCCCCUGCAAUUAAUACGUAUCUUUCUGAGGCUUCCCGUCAAGAAGUUAGAGGGACACCUGAAAAUGGAUAUUUGUGGAACAGAGUCAGUCCUCAGCUAAGCUCACCUAACCAACCAUAUUCUUUAAGGGAAGCUCUUGCACAAGCACAAUCUUCUAGAGUUGGAGCUACAACCAGAGCUUUAAGAGAGUCUCUCCAUCCUAUACUGAGGCAAAAAUUGGAAGUUUGGGAAGAAAAUUUGAGCACUGCAAUCAGCCUUCAGGUUCUGAAGAUUAUUGACAAGUUCUCAGUUGCUGCAGCAUCUCAAAGCAUUGCCACUGACUAUGGAAAGCUAGAUUGUAUCACAUCUAUUUUGAUGGGCCUCUUUUCUCGGUAUCAACCAUUGUCAUUUUGGAAAGCUUUCUUUCCUGUGUUCAGCCAUAUAUUCAGUGUUCAUGGUGCAACACUGAUGGCAAGAGACAAUGAUCGCUUCUUGAAGCAAGUUGCAUUUCACCUCCUACGGCUUGCAGUUUUUCGCAAUGACUCCAUCAGGAGAAGGGCUGUCCUUGGUCUGCAGAUACUUGUUAGGAACUCAUUUUACUAUUUCACGAACACAACACGGCUGAGGGUCAUGCUGACAAUCACCUUGUCAGAGUUGAUGUCUGAUGUACAAGUAAGUCAGAUGAGGCCUAAUGGUUCUCUUGAAGAGAGUGGCGAAGCUCGACGACUCAGAAAAUCACUGGAGGAAAUGGCAGAUCAAAGUACGACCAUAAAACUAAUAAAUGAUUGUGGACUUCCUGGCAAUGCACUUGAGGCAAUUCCAGAAUGUUCAACAGAUAAUAUUUGGUCUUGGUCAGAGGUCAAAUAUCUAUCGGACAGUCUUCUUCAGGCACUUGAUGCAGGCCUUGAACAUGCACUUCUGGCUUCUAUUAUGACUGUAGAUAGAUAUGCAGCUGCCGAGAGCUAUUAUAAGCUUGCAAUGGCUUAUGCAUCUGUUCCUGAUCUUCACAUUAUGUGGUUACUGCAUCUGUGUGAUGCUCAUCAGGAGAUGCAAUCAUGGGCAGAAGCAGCUCAAUGUGCAGUAGCUGUUGCUGGUGUCAUUAUGCAGGCCCUUGUUGGAAGGAAUGAUGCAGUUUGGAACAGAGAACAUGUGGCUUCAUUGCGUAAGAUCUGCCCAAUGGUCAGCAGUGCAGUUACUGCUGAGGCAUCUGCUGCUGAGGUGGAAGGAUAUGGUGCAUCAAAGCUCACUGUUGAUUCUGCAGUUAAAUACCUUCAGCUAGCAAAUAAGCUUUUCUCGCAAGCUGAGCUUUAUCAUUUUUGUGCCAAUAUUUUGGAACUUAUAAUUCCAGUCCAUAAAAGCAGAAGGGCAUAUGGCCAACUCGCAAAAUGCCACACAUCCCUUGCAAGCAUCUAUGACUCGAUUCUUGAGCAAGAGUCGAGUCCGAUACCCUUUAUAGAUGCUACCUAUUACCGAGUUGGAUUUUAUGGAAAUCGAUUUGGAAAGCUAGAUAGAAAGGAGUAUGUAUACCGGGAGCCACGAGAUGUUCGUCUAGGUGACAUAAUGGAAAAACUAAGCCACAUAUACGAGUCCAGGAUGGAUGGCAGUCAUACCUUGCAUAUCAUACCAGAUUCUCGACAAGUCAAUGCCGAAGAGUUACAGCCUGAUGUCUGUUAUCUACAAAUUACAGCUGUGGAUCCUGUUAUGGAGGAUGAAGACCUUGGCAGUAGAAGGGAGAGAAUUUUCUCUCUGUCUACCGGUAGCGUACGUGCCCGAGUUUUUGACAGAUUCUUGUUUGAUACUCCAUUUACAAAAAAUGGAAAGACACAAGGAGGCCUAGAGGACCAGUGGAAGAGACGAACAGUGCUCCAAACAGAGGGCUCAUUUCCUGCUUUGGUGAAUAGGCUUUUGGUUGUCAAGUCUGAAUCCUUGGAGUUCUCUCCUGUAGAAAAUGCAAUUGGAAUGAUAGAAACCAGGACAGCGGCAUUAAGAAACGAGCUAGAAGAGCCUCGUAGCUCGGAAGGUGACCAUCUCCCGAGGCUUCAAAGUCUACAGAGGAUACUCCAAGGCAGUGUCGCUGUGCAGGUGAACAGCGGUGUUUUAAGUGUUUGCAAAGCUUUUCUAUCUGGUGAACCUGCUACAAGGCUUCGGUCGCAAGAACUGCAGCAACUCAUUGCCGCAUUGCUUGAAUUUAUGGCUGUUUGCAAACGUGCAAUCCGGGUACACUUUAGACUGAUAGGUGAAGAAGAUCAGGACUUCCAUACGCAGCUUGUAAAUGGGUUCCAGUCCCUUACAGCUGAGCUUUCUCACUACAUUCCUGCCAUCCUUUCAGAGCUUUGACUACCUUUUCUUUUUCCCUUGUAACCUGCUUAUAUGCUGCUUGUUUUCCAUUGGUGCCGAUGUUCAUAUUUUUGUAAAAUUAUUUUUUGUUGUAUAUGGCCUCGUCUUGACAACAUGGUCUAGAAUUAUCUACUGGUUCCAUUUUGUUUUGUCUUUUUUAAGAUUAAGAUCCAUCUACUUCUCGACAAGGAGAUGGCAUUAAUGUACUAUGGAAAUUGUUACGGAUUGACAGUCAACAUGGUGGCCUGCUUUAUUGAGGCUUCUUUUAUCA